AUGAGUUUAUUUAUUGGUUCAAUUGACCAAGGCACUACCUCUUCACGUUUCUUGAUUUUUGAUGACAAAGGCGGACUUGUAUCCUACCACCAAGAAGAAUAUCCUCAACAUUAUCCCAAACCUGGUUGGGUAGAACAUGAUCCAAAUGACAUUCUUGAUUCGGUUUGCAUAUGUGUAAGUCAAACAAUCAGAAAAUUUGAGGAAUUAGGUCAUUCAGUCAAGGAUAUCAAAGCCAUCGGCAUUACUAGUCAACGCGAGACUACCUUGGUUUGGGACCGUCUUACCGGGAAAGCACUAUACAAUGCCAUUGUAUGGUGCGACACACGAACCCAUGAUUUAGUUCAUCAAUUAAAUAAGAUUAGUCCGCUGGGCGCUGAUGUCUUAAAAGAAACAUGCGGUCUCCCAAUUACCACAUAUUUUUCCGCUCUGAAACUUAAAUGGAUGCUGGACAAUGUACCAGCUGUUAAAGAAGCUUAUGAUAAAGAUAAUUUAUUGUUUGGAACUGUUGAUUCAUGGCUUAUUUGGAAUCUAACAGGUGGUAUUGAAAGCGGAUUACAUCUUACUGAUGUAACAAAUGCUUCGCGUACAAUGUUUAUGGAUAUCAAAACGCUACAGUGGAGCGAUAAAACUCUCGAAUUUUUUGGAAUAAAACGAUCAGUUCUCCCGAAAAUCGUUUCUUCCGCUGAAAUAUAUGGAAAAAUUGCAGGCGAUUAUCCUUUAAAAGGAAUCCCAAUAGCCGGGAAUUUAGGCGAUCAACAAGCAGCUCUUGUUGGCCAGAAAUGCUUUAAACGCGGCGAAGCCAAAAAUACAUAUGGGACUGGAUGCUUCAUGCUUUUCAACACAGGUCACGUGCCGGUAAUUACUAAAUGUGGAUUAUUGACUACUGUUGGCUACAAAUUUGGAAACCAAGAAACUGUGUACGCAUUAGAAGGCUCGAUUGCUGUUGCCGGCGCUGCUGUAAAGUGGGUUCGCGACAAUCUAGGCAUUAUUAAUGAAACCCCCGAAAUUAAUGAUUUAGCAGUCCAAGUCGAAGACAGUGGCGAUGUAUACUUUGUAACUGCAUUUUCCGGAUUAUUUGCUCCAUACUGGCGCGACGACGCUCGCGGAUGCAUCGUCGGCAUAACUCAGUACACAAAGAAAGCUCACAUAGCUCGUGCAACGUUGGAAGCUUCCUGUUUCCAGACUCGUGCAAUUAUAGACGCGAUGAACUCGGAGUCUGGUGUACCGUUAGCUUCGCUAAAAGUUGACGGGGGACUGAGUAAUUCCGACAUAUGUAUGCAAAUUCAGGCGGAUAUUCUUGGUAUUGAGGUUAAUCGUCCAGCAAUGCGCGAGACAACUGCGUUGGGAGCUGCGAUUGCGGCCGGGUAUGCAGUGGGUGUUUGGAAGUCGUUGGACGAAUUGAAGAAAAUUAAUGCCCAGGGUCAUACGUUGUUUGUGCCAAAAGUUUCCGUGGAAAAUCGUGAAGCGAGGUAUAAGCAAUGGCAAAAAGCUGUUGAAAAAAGUUUGGAUUGGGUGUAA
Molecule: messenger RNA, 1518 nt
Organism: Ambispora gerdemannii
Lineage: Eukaryota; Fungi; Glomeromycota; Glomeromycetes; Archaeosporales; Ambisporaceae
Source: the annotation of a GenBank genome assembly